UUGUGGCACACAACAAUGCUAGCAUUUGUAUAUGCAUAUCGCAAAUUUCUAUUAUGUUACUUGUGUGUGUGUUCUAUUCUUACCCUAAAAAAAUGAUGAGAAAAUUUAUAUUUGUGUAUCAGCUUUGAUCUUAAGCAUGUAUAAUAUUGUAAAUUUCAACUGCUGCAGGGCAUGCCAAAGAACAUUGUUAUUGGCUCUCACGUUUGGGUUGGAGAUCCAGAAUUAGUUUGGAUUGAUGGACAAAUAAUAAAUGUAAAUGGAGAGGAAGCUGAGAUUCAAACUAGUAACGGGAAGACGGUUGUUGCAAAUUUGUCAAAAUUACAUCCCAAAGAUAUGGAAAAUCCUGAAGGUGGAGUUGAUGACAUGAUUAAGCUAGAAAAUUUGCAUGAGCCUGGAGUGCUGCAUAAUUUGGCAACUAGAUUUAAGAUCAAUGAAAUUUAUACUUAUACUGGAAACAUUCUUAUUGCUAUCAAUCCAUUCCAAAGACUCUCACACUUGUAUGAUGCUUCCAUGAUGAAACGUUACAAAGGAGCGCCAUUUGGAGAACUCAGCCCUCAUGUUUUUACAAUUGCUGAUGUUGCGUAUAGGGAAAUGAUUAAUGAGGGGAAAAGCAACUCUAUUCUGGUUAGUGGUGAAAGUGGGGCUGGUAAGACAGAAACCACCAAACUGCUUAUGCGUUACCUUGCCUAUUUAGGUGGCCAUACUGCAGCAGAAGGACGGACUGUUGAACGACAAGUUUUAGAAUCAAACCCUGUUCUGGAAGCAUUUGGCAAUGCAAAAACUGUUAAAAAUAACAAUUCCAGUCGUUUCGGAAAAUUUGUCGAGAUUCAAUUUGAUAAGAAAGGAAGAAUAUCAGGGGCAGCCAUUAGAACUUAUCUUCUAGAAAGAUCUCGUGUUUGCCAAAUUUCAGAUCCUGAGCGCAACUAUCAUUGUUUUUACCUUCUUUGUGCAGCUCCUCCUGAGGAGAAAGAGAGAUACAAGUUGGGAAACCCUAAAUCACUUCACUAUCUUAAUCAAUCAAAUUGCUAUGAACUGGUUGGUGUAAGUGAUGCUCAUGAUUAUCUCACCACUAAGAGAGCCAUGGAUAUUGUUGGAAUAAGUCAAAAAGAGCAGGAUGCAAUUUUCAGAGUUGUGGCAGCAAUUCUUCAUCUUGGCAACAUUGAUUUUGCUAAGGGGGAAGAAAGUGAUUCAUCAAUUUUAAAAGAUGAAGAAUCCAAAUUCCGUCUUAAAAUGACUGCAGAUCUUCUCAUGUGUGAUCCUCAUGCAUUGGAAGAUACAUUGUGUAAGCGUGUAAUGAUUACCCCAGAAGAAAUUAUAAAGAGAAGUCUUGAUCCUCAUGGUGCAGCAGUUAGUCGGGAUGGUUUAGCAAAGACAAUAUAUUCUCGCUUGUUUGAUUGGUUGGUGGAUAAAAUCAAUCUCUCAAUUGGGCAAGAUCCAUCCUCAAAAUGUCUGAUAGGGAUCCUUGACAUUUAUGGUUUUGAAAGCUUUAAAACUAAUAGUUUUGAGCAGUUUUGCAUCAAUUUUACAAAUGAAAAGCUGCAACAACAUUCCAACCAGCAUGUGUUCAAGAUGGAGCAAGAGGAAUACACAAAGGAGGAAAUUGAUUGGAGCUACAUAGAAUUUGUUGAUAAUCAAGAUGUCUUAGAUCUUAUCGAAAAGAAACCAGGUGGCAUCAUUGCUUUGCUGGAUGAAGCUUGUAUGUUUCCAAAGUCAAAUCAUGAAACCUUUUCACAAAAGCUUUACCAGGCAUUCAAAGAUCAUAGACGCUUCAUCAAGCCAAAACUGACGCGCUCAGAUUUUACCAUUGUUCAUUAUGCAGGAGAGGUUCAGUAUCAGUCGGAUCAAUUUUUAGACAAAAACAAAGACUAUGUUGUUGCUGAACAUCAAAAUUUGUUGAGUUCUUCCAGUUGUUCGUUUGUAGCAGGCCUUUUCCCUUCUCUUUCUGAUGAGGGAGCCAAAUCAUCCAAGUUCUCAUCCAUUGGUUCUCGUUUUAAGCUACAGUUGCAACAGUUGAUGGAUACACUAAAUUCCACAGAGCCCCACUACAUUAGAUGUGUGAAGCCAAAUAAUUUUUUAAAACCUGCAAUAUUUGAGAAUAUCAAUGUCUUGCAACAACUACGUUCGGGUGGUGUUCUAGAAGCGGUCAGAAUCAAAUGCGCUGGAUACCCUAUUCACAGGACCUUUGAUGAUUUUCUAAAUCGAUUUGGUAGCCUUGCACCAGAGGUUUUUGAAGGGAACAGCUAUGAAGAAGAGGUAGCAUGCAAAAAGAUUCUGGAGAAGAUGGGGCUUACAGAUUAUCAGAUAGGUAAAACAAAGGUUUUCCUAAGAGCUGGUCAGAUGGCCGAGUUAGAUGCACGGAGAGCAAGCAUACUUGGCAUCUCAGCCAAGGUCAUCCAAAAACAUAUUAGAACCCAUAUUACUCGUAAAAUGUUUGUUAAAAAGCGGAAGGCUUCUAUUCAUAUACAAUCCUUUUGGAGAGGGGAACUGGCUCGCAAAUUAUAUAAGCUCAUGAAAAGAGAGAUAGCUACUGUCAUAAUUCAGAGAGAUUUGCGUAGACACCUGACUAGAAAAGCCUACAUCAGAAUUAAAUUAUCUACAGUGGUCUUGCAGACAGGUUUACGGUCAAUGGUUGCUCGUAUUGAAUUUAGAUACAGAGAGCGCACAAAGGCUGCAAUUGUCAUUCAGGCCAAUUGGCGCUGCCAUAGAGCUUUCUCAGACUAUAAGAAGCUUAAGAAAGCAUCAAUCAUUUUGCAGUUCAGAUGGAAAGUAAGAAUUGCCAACAGAGAACUUAGUAAACAAAAGAUGGAAGCAAUCAAAGCGGCUUCCCCAGUAAUCAGAGAACCCUCACAUUCUGACAUAGAUGCUGAAAAGAUUGAGACUCUCACCAUGGAAGUGGAAAAUUUGAAGGCCUUGCUGUGGGCAGAAAAACAAAGAGCUGAUGAGUGUGAAAGGAAAUAUGCAGAAGCCCAGAUAACAAAUGAAGAAAGACGUAAAAAAUUAGAAGAAACUGAAAGAUUAGUUCAUCAACUUCAGGACUCCUUCAACAGGAUGACAAAUUCUAUGUCAAAUCAAGUCUCAGAGCUGAAAAUGAUAUUGUCUACAUCAAAUUUGAGUUCAAUUUCUGGAAACUUUACUGGAGAGGAUCAGAUUGAAUUCAUUUCAAGUGACUCAGAUUCAUCAUCAUCUAGCUCUGAUUUCACUUUUCCAGCUCCAGCUCCAACUUCGCCAACCUUUCCUUCUGUCAAGCCAAGUCCAUUCCAGCUGAUAAUUCAGGAUAUUUCAGCAGCAGAAUUAUCAGGAUUUGAAAGUGAGAGGGCAUUUGAUGAUUUCUUCUGAUGGAACUUCUUUCUAAUCAAUCUAGCUUAGGUAUUAGUUCCAUAGAAUGUGGACCUUUUGGAAUUCUAGAAUAGGCAUACAAUUUAAAGAAGAUCGUAGAUGGACAUAGAAGUUUCUCUAGGAUGCUUUAGAACCAAUUAGUCAGGUAAUCUUAACAAAAUCAUCUUUGUAAUUGUAGAUUAAUAAUGCUAGUACACUGACAUUCAUUCUAAUUUUACCUCACUCUAACAACGGUCCAAAAGUGCAACAAAAAAAAAAUGUACAUUAAACACUCAAAGCUAUAGCAUAGUUUAUUCUUUGCUGCUUUUGUUUUUACUUUUUUUGGUGAUCAAAUAUGAAAUUGUGAGGGGAUCUGCAUGGUGCUCUUCAUCAACUCAAUAGAUCAUUUAUAGAUGUAGAGGCCUCAAAAUCAACUGUAGAGAAACAGCAGGAGAACUAUCACCUUCUAAUCUAUGUACGGCAAAGCAACAAGGCUUCACAAGAGGACAUCGGUCUUAUUGCAAUAUGUGCUACAUUGGAGAUAAACUCAAGCAAUCAUCGUGUACCGGGAAGAUUACGAGUGACACCAAAUUUAUAUGUAAAAUUCUCUAUUCAUUUCUAUUGGGCCCUUUUUUCAA
Quercus robur (English oak) is the source of this 3953-nucleotide messenger RNA. Its product is annotated as myosin-9. The record is from RefSeq and is a predicted model, not a curated record. Gene Ontology annotation, cellular component: myosin complex; actin cytoskeleton; cytoplasm. NCBI's taxonomy places the organism in Eukaryota, Viridiplantae, Streptophyta, Magnoliopsida, Fagales, Fagaceae. Gene Ontology annotation, molecular function: ATP binding; microfilament motor activity; actin filament binding. The coding region runs from base 172 to 3336 and encodes 1054 amino acids. The transcript is spliced from 25 exons. Gene Ontology annotation, biological process: vesicle transport along actin filament; actin filament organization.